Molecule: messenger RNA, 1597 nt
Organism: Anopheles stephensi (Asian malaria mosquito)
Lineage: Eukaryota; Metazoa; Arthropoda; Insecta; Diptera; Culicidae
Gene: Yif1
Product: protein YIF1B
Exons: 6
Coding region: 27-1247 (406 amino acids)
Biological process (GO): endoplasmic reticulum to Golgi vesicle-mediated transport
Cellular component (GO): Golgi membrane; endoplasmic reticulum-Golgi intermediate compartment; COPII-coated ER to Golgi transport vesicle
Source: RefSeq, a predicted model, not a curated record
UGCAGCUCAUAUGACAGCACUUUAUUAUGACAUACGUCAGCCAGCAAGUUAAAAACUGGCAAGUUGGCUUUUGGUUGGUUGUGGACAAAUCGUUGUUUUAUCGGGGAAAUUGUGUGUUUGCAACCAUGAAUUUUAACGCGCAAGCUGGUCCCGAUGGUCGUGCACACCGGUCCGUGUCGAAGAAACCGAAGCGAGUCAGUGAUGUGAAUGCUCUUGGUUCUACCAUCCCGUACCAACAGAUGACAUCACAAAUCCCGACGAAUCAGUACAUGACCAAUGAUCCUAACAAUCUGUACGGACAACAGCAAUAUGCAGCACCGCAACAGCAACAACAUUUCCCGAUGGACCAGCAGCCAAAUUACUACAUCCCACAGCCACAACCCAACCCGAAUGUGCCCCGGCAACCGGUCCAGCCGGCCCCGGCAGUUCCGGGUAUGGCCGGAGGUCAAUUUACCAUGUUUCAGCAGCCGAUCGUGCAGGACAUGGCAAUGCAAUACGGGCAGAAGCUGGCCGACCAGGGCAAGGAGAUUGUGCACAGCCACAUCGAGAAGUACUUGCCAAUGUCCAAGCUGAAGUAUUAUUUCUCGGUGGACAAUAGCUACGUGGUGAACAAGCUGAAAAUCAUUUUCUUUCCAUUCAUGCAAAAGGACUGGGGCAUGAAGUACGAUCACGAUAAUCCGGUUCAACCUCGGUACGAUAUUAAUGCACCGGACCUGUAUAUUCCGGCGAUGAGCUACAUAACGUACGUCGUCUUAGCGGGUAUUGCACUGGGCAUGCAGAAAAGAUUCUCGUCGGAACAGUUGGGCAUUCAAGCGUCGAGCGCUUUGGCGUACAGCAUUUUCGAAAUCGUUAUCUACACACUGACGCUGUACAUCGGUAACAUAUCAACGUCACUGAGCACGUUGGAUUUGCUCGCCCUGACCGGUUACAAAUAUGCGGCAAUUGUGGUAACCGUUGCCGGUACCAUACUGCUCAAACGGAUGGGUUACUAUCUGGCACUGCUGUAUUCCUCCGCCAUGUUGACACUGUUUCUGCUGCGCACUAUGAAGGCAAAGGUAUUAUCCGGCCAGGACCAAUCGCAAAGUGCCGUCGGGUACGACCCGUACAGUGGACAGCAGCACACCGACCAUAGCGUAGGACGCAAACGUAAGCUCUACUUCCUGUUUCUUUUGACCGGACUGCAGCCAGUGCUGGCGUUCUGGCUAACCGUGCAUCUGAUAGUGAACGAGGCGGUACCGAGUACGUAGAUGCUGAAGAAACCACUUCCGAAAGAAACAGCCCCGCAAUUACUGUUGGAACCUUUAGAAAUGGAAAUAAAUUCGUAAGUCAAAUUCGGUUUUUUUACGCUCAUGCACCAGUGGCUAACUCUUUCGGUGCCCCAUGCCUUACGGAAGUUUUUUUUUUAAAUAUUGGAAGGAAAAUCUUGCUUGAUUAAUUUUACUUGCAAUACAAAAUUAUACAUAUUCAGUCAUUUUAUUGUACUAAAUUAAACGACUAUGUAGUCAUUAUAAUACAAAAAACACACAUUUAACAAAAGUAAAGCGUUUUUUAUAGGUAAUUUUACUUGAUAAAAUAAAAAAGGUCUGCUUUUCAAAUA